This is a messenger RNA of Cucurbita moschata (crookneck pumpkin), 735 nucleotides long. Its product is annotated as bidirectional sugar transporter SWEET7b-like. The record is from RefSeq and is a predicted model, not a curated record. Gene Ontology annotation, cellular component: membrane. The coding region runs from base 1 to 645 and encodes 214 amino acids. Gene Ontology annotation, molecular function: sugar transmembrane transporter activity. Gene Ontology annotation, biological process: carbohydrate transport. Lineage: Eukaryota; Viridiplantae; Streptophyta; Magnoliopsida; Cucurbitales; Cucurbitaceae. The transcript has 5 exons.
AUGGUGAGUGCCACUGUUGCUCAGAAUAUGGUUGCCAUACUCGGCAAUCUCAUCUCCUUCACCCUUUUCUUCUCUCCACUGCCAACCUUUUACAAAAUCAUAAACACCAACUCGGUGGAGGGCUUCCAAUUACAUCUUUACCUUGCAACCCUUCUAAACUCCAUGCUUUGGGUGUUCUAUAGAAUGCCCUUUAUUCACCCCGACCACAUUCUGCUCCUCCCCGUCAAUGUUAUUGGCUUGCUUCUUCAACUCCUUUAUUUAGCCAUCUUCUUCAAUUUUGCCCGUCACAAACAACGGAAGAAAUUGGGUAUUUGGGUUGUGAUGGAGCUCAUGUUUAUGGCCAUCAUUGUUGCUAUUACAAUGCUUGUUUUGCAUGAAACCAAAACUAGAUCGCUGGUGAUCGGAAUUAUUUGUAAUAUUUUCAAUAUGGUGAUCAACAUUUCUUCUCUCACCGGCGUGAUGGAGAUGAUAAGAACAAAGAGUGUGAAGCAUAUGUCCUUGGCUGUUUCAUUCACAAGCUUCCUCAAUGCGUGUGUUUGGACAGCUUAUGCCAUUCUCAAACAUGAUAUCUACAGCCUGAUAAACAAUGGUGUUGGAGUGAUCUCAGGCCUUCUUCAACUCCUUGUUUAUGCUUACUACUGCUAAAUUGCUUCAAAACUUGACGAGGAGAAGGCAGAGAACAUACCCGUGGAUGGAGCAGAUACAGUUUAUUGAUAUGAAAUGUGUUGUUAACAA